Molecule: messenger RNA, 4203 nt
Organism: Paramormyrops kingsleyae
Lineage: Eukaryota; Metazoa; Chordata; Actinopteri; Osteoglossiformes; Mormyridae
Source: RefSeq, a predicted model, not a curated record
AGAGCGUGCGGUUUACGGGUUCCCGUGGGUUCAGCUCCUUAAAACUAAUCGUCUCGUUUCUUUAUCUGCAUGAAGUCCGCACGGUGACGAAUUAUCUUGAUUCGCAGAAGUGGAUUUAAUGCAGGUUUUGUUUUGAGUACAAGAUGAAGAUGCGGGACAACCUGGGAAUAUUAUUUUUUCAGUUUUUCUGUACCGUAUGCUUUGUAAAUGCUGUUGACAGGAACAAUAUUUUCCCCUUUGGGACAGUCAGCGGAGAUUUAACUCUUCCAGAGGGUGACGACGAAGUUUCUGAAGCGCUCAAACUGAAGAGACCCAUGUAUUUCUACGAGACGCAAUUUAGCGAGUUAUACGUGGCUACUAAUGGAAUCAUUUCCUGCCAGGAUUUGCCCAGGGAGAAGCAGUAUGUGGAUCAUGCUUUCCCAAUGGACUUUCCCAUCAUUGCCCCCUUCCUAGCUGAUAUUGAUACUAGCAAUAAGAGAGGGACAGUCUACUACCGGCUUGACGAGUCACCAGGUGUGCUGAAGCGUGUUUCCCAGGAGGUGAACCGUGGCUUUCCAGGUGUCCACUUCACAGCCACACAUGCUGUUAUUGCUACCUGGGUAGAUGUUGCUGCGUAUGAAGAAGUGAAACACAGUUCUGGGCCUUCAGAUAGGGUGAACACAUUCCAAGUAGUGCUGGCAUAUGAUGAAGUGGACACUUUUGUGUUAUUUCUAUACCCUGAUGAUGGGCUGCAUUUCUUUGGGACAAGGCCAAAGGAGACCUACAAUGCUCAGUUGGAGCUCCCAGCUCGGGUGGGAUUCAGCAGGGGAGAAGUGCCUUUAGUAAAUUUUUCCCCCAUGGAGGAGCUCUACUAUAGUGUUACCUGCACUGAAAAAGCUGUUAAAAAUCUCUACCAGACGGGCAAUGCUGGAGUGCCAGGGGUGUGGCUCUUCCAUGUUGGAAACUACUUUUCUUUCAACAACGUGGUCCCUGCAACAGUGACUCAGGUGGCUCCUACAGUUAUGCCAUUGGGUCAGAACAGACGAGAUGCCACCAUCCCCGACUACACCGAAUACAUAGAUCACUUUCAUGAUCAAGCAAGUGAAUACAAUUCCAAAGUCCUGUCAGGCUCUGAGUUCCUUCCUCUAGCUAUGUCUGAACUCUUGGAGUCAGAUCACACUGCCAUAUUGCCUCAUCCUUUGGUCACCAAGAAUAAGGAUCGUGAAUUCCUGGCUGGUCAACCACGCAUGCAGACUUAUAAUGGGGAUAGUCCAUUGACCUUCAGGCACAGUCCUUUGGAUCCCUUGCCCCCCACCCCUCUUGCCUCAGGUCCUGGGGGCUACCUCACGCCAAAACUCAGGCAGCGCUUGUCUAAAGGUCACAGUCAGGCCAUAAUUUCAAAAACCUACGUCAUGGAUCCUGGCAUGGAAAACACUGCUAACUUAGAGAGAAUGGAUGAGGAUGUAGACUUUGACACCAGGGUAUUACAGCAUAAUUCUGACGACAUGAAGAUGUGUGCCCAGUUUCAGCAGGCCUGUUCCCCAAAUGGCUACUGUGCUGAUUACUCCUCCGGUUCCUGUUGUCAUUGUCACCCUGGCUUCUAUGGCAAUGGAUGGCAAUGUCUGUUAGAGGGUGCCCCCCAGCGUGUGAAUGGAAGGGUGAGUGGGCUUGGUUAUGUGGGGGCCACCCCAGUGGAAAUGGAUAAUGUGGACCUGCAUAGCUAUGUUGUGUUAAGCGAUGGACGAGCCUACACUGCCAUAAGUCGGCUCCCUGAGCCUCUUGGCUGGGCACUGAUGCCCUUGGCUCCUGUGGGGGGUCUGUUUGGCUGGCUGUUUGCCUUGGAGCUUCCAGAUCACAAAAAUGGCUUCCGCAUCACUGGUGCAGAAUUCACUUAUCAUGCAGAGGUUAUCUUCUACCCUGGGAACCAACGCCUCACUAUUAUCCAAACAGCUCAGGGUUUCAGCCCUGAAAACUACAUCAGAAUGGACACUCGUAUUCAUGGCAAAAUGCCAUUCAUUGUUUCUGGUGCCAAAGUUGAGAUAGAGCCAUACAAGGAAGUAUACCAGUAUUACCCCUCAUUGGUAACAUCUUCUUCAGUCCAUAAGUACAAAGUGGUGUCAGCAGAGAUGGGCUCAGAAAUCUUCUCCUAUCAACUGUAUCAGAACAUAACAUUUCGCGAAUGCCAGCAUGGGCCUCAGACCAAACCCAAGAGCCAGCAGCUGAAUGUGGAACGUGUGUUUGUUACGUACAUUAAAGAGGAACACAUUAUGAGAUAUGCCAUCACCAGCAAGAUUGGACCAGUUACAGAAAAAGCCCCUGAGCCUGUCUUGCUGAACCCAUGCCAUGCUGGAACGCACACCUGUGAUGCCAAAGCACAGUGUCUACCUGGAGAGGGGACGCAUUUCCAAUGUCAGUGCAGCACCGGGUACAGAGGAGAUGGACAGUAUUGUACUGAAAGGCCCAGGACGCAGUGUGAGGAGCACAGAGAGGGCCUGCAGAGAGGAGAGCCAUGGACACGGCAUGCGCUGGGCACCUUCAUCCCCCAGUGUGAUGAGGAAGGCCAGUACAGAGCCCAGCAGUGCCACGGUGCAACAGGGCACUGCUGGUGUGUGGAUGCUAAAGGGCUGGAGCUGCCUGGCACCCGAACACCACCUGGCACACCAUCUGUCAAUUGUGAUCUACCAGUACAGUUGCCAGUGAAGUGUUUCCAUGUCUCAGUGAAACCGUGGCCCACACAGCGUCCAGGGAGCAUUUGUGAACGCUGGAGAGAUAGCUUGAUGGAGCACUAUAGAGGUCACCCAGCCUCAUCCCAUUACACACCCCAGUGCGACAGCACUGGUCAGUUCAACCCUGUUCAAUGUUAUGGAGACAGUAGUUACUGCUGGUGUGUUGACAAGGAUGGGAGAGAGGUGCCUGGGACACGCUUGCACAAUGCUGUGAGACCUGCUUGUAUUCCAACUGAGGCUCCCCCCACCAUGUACCCAGUACCUCCUCCUGACAUGACACCCUCUAUAUCAGCAACUAGUCUGCUUUAUGCCCAGGGCCAGCAAAUCGGAGCACUGCCACUUAAUGGUACCAGGAUGGAAACAGGAAAGGCCUCUAUCCUGCUGGCACUUCACGGCUCUAUUGUGGUUGGGAUUGAUUACAACUGUAGGGACAAAAAGAUUUAUUGGACAGAUCUCGCUGGACGGACAAUCAACAGAGCCAGUCUAGAGCCUGGGGCAGAACCUGAGACUGUCGUCAAUACAGGGCUUACCAUUCCAGAAGGUCUGGCUGUGGAUGCAUUCCGGAGUACAAUGUUUUGGGUUGACAGUGGUUUAGACAAGAUUGAAACGUCUAAUUUGGAUGGCAGUAGAAGAAGAGUCUUGUUUGACACUGAAUUGGUCAACCCACGUGCCAUAAUUGUGGACUCUACCAGUGGAAUCCUCUUUUGGACAGACUGGAAUAGAGAUGCUCCAAAAAUCGAGCAGUCAACUGUUGAGGGCCAGAACAGAAGGAUUUUGGUCCAGGAUGGGAUUGGAUUACCCAAUGCCCUAACCUUCAACCCAGUGUCCAAGCACCUUUGUUGGGCAGAUGCAGGUACCAAACGUCUGGAAUGUAUUGCACCAGAUGGGACAGGAAGAUGGGUGAUACACAGCAAUGUAAAUUACCCCUUCGGCAUGGUAUUCUAUGCCAACCAUUUCUACUACACAGACUGGAGGAGGGAUGGAGUUAUAGCAUUGAGCCAGGACAGUAGCAAGUUCACUGAUGAGUUUCUCCCAGAACAGAGGUCUCACCUAUAUGGCAUUACUGUAGCAUCUCCCUCCUGCAUAUCAGGGAAAGCCUGAUGUUGGAAGCCCAAUGGAGCCAAGCCUACAGUAGAGACCCAAUAAACUCCAGGGAAUCAAGUGGCUCACUAAAGUGCCACCUGAGACCACAGAAGUCAGUUUCCAUGAGUGUGUGGUAAUUUUAUACCUCAUUUUUUUCUACUAUAAAUGUGCAUUUGUGUUAGGAAGACAAAAUCCAUUUUUUUAUAUAUAUAUCUAGGUACAUCAAGCAGUGCAAUUUGGAUCUGAAUCCUGAUAGUUUAAACAUGACCAAUACUGCACUGUUUUUUCAAGCAAAAAAGUAUAUUUAGCAAAAGUGAUUCCAUUGCAAAAGUGCACAAAACAACUUGAUUUAAAGUAAAACCUUUCACAGGCUUUCUGCAAAACUGCAAUAAAGGCAUCACUGUAUUUAACUACA